This is a messenger RNA of Adineta ricciae, 2553 nucleotides long. The record is from the annotation of a GenBank genome assembly. Lineage: Eukaryota; Metazoa; Rotifera; Eurotatoria; Adinetida; Adinetidae.
AUGAAGCUAGUCAUCAAUAUUAUCGUGUUUUUCUCAUUAAUCCCCAUAAUCAAUGCGGAAGCAAAUUGUACAAUUCAUAAUCCAUGUGGUUCGAGAGGCUAUUGUAGUGAAUCUGGUGAUAAUUAUACUUGUCAAUGUAAAUAUUGGUUAGAAGGCCAAUUUUGUGAUCGACAAUCGAAUAGUGGAAAAGAAGUGAUUAUACUUGGUUCGUUGACUGGACUGCUCAUCGUUGUGUAUUAUGGAUUAAGAAUCGGUCGAAAAAUUUAUCUCAAACGUAAAGCCCCAAAACAAGAGAAAGUCAAGAAAAUCUCGACGGAACCCAAACUUAAAGAAAUCUUCGUUAUCUAUGUGAAAAAAACAUUUCCUUCAAAAGAUAUUAUUGUUGCUAUUCUAGUCAUUCUCGUUGCAGUAGCAACUCUUCUUAUCCGAUGGAGUUUAGUCAAAAAUAUUCACAAUGAGGUGAUCACUAGAUUUCAACAAGAAGGAUUAGCUUACUUUAACGAUGCAUCCGUGUGUGACCUUUUCAAUAUGGAAUACGUGAAUGUCAUCACAAUUCCUGUUGCUGUGUUGGUGAUUAUUAUAUGUACGGUUAUGAAUCAACGAGCAUCGUUCAAGCGCGACAAAUGUAAAGGAUACGGAGCACCACCAAUGCCAUUAGAUUUCUUCUCGCACAUCGAUCGCAAGUUUGCAAUGGUUAUCUUCGCUCUUAUUUCCAAUGAUCUGUUAGAAAUUCUCAAUGGUGAUAGUAAUACAAAGAAACUUGGCGCAGGUGUACUCGUAAAGUUUCUACUACGUGUCUUCAAAGUUUUAUUGAUGGGCUUUCGUUUCUAUCCAGUCUUGGCUAGUGUCUAUAUUGAUUCCAUAGUGACCUUAACAGCUGCGACACUUUACUUUUGGCUUCAUCAUGCGAUAGCGAUUGUCGAAACUGGAAAGUGUAACUUGAUAUUCUAUGGCAAUCGUGAAGAUUUCGAAGCUAAUAUAGAUGGAACAAAAACUUUUCUCAAAUAUUUUGGUACUGGAUCCUCGCUAAUAGCAAUGGAAAUUUGCACCAGUAUCCCUCAAGCUUUGUGCUUAGCUUAUAUAACUGUGAAACUUCCGUUAAUGUUAAUUGAAAAGAUUCGUGUUUAUCGCAAAGGACAUAUGUCAACUGAGACGAAAGUGUGCGAGUUGUUGCGGAGAGAAGAAAGUAAUUUCUUACGUAUAUCUCAUGAAGAUUCGGUUGAAAUGCUCUAUGUACGCAAUUUAUUCCGCUCAUCGAGCGAACGGCCACGAACACGAACGUUAUUUGGUCGAUUAAUACCUAAACGCAUUUACGAAUGGCGAGAUGAUUUUCGACAUUCCUCCCGAGUUUUAUGCAUAUAUUCAUCCAUCUUUCUUCUACUCUUCUUCGUAACCAUCCGAUUUAGUGUCAAAAUCAUUCCUAAGCUCGAUACACUUCAAAGUAGUAUCCAGAAUUUCCUCAAUACAUUGUUAGGCUCGGGUGAAGCAUUAGGAGACGAAGCAGCAGAAGAUACUCCACCUCCAGUUAAGUUGUCGAUAAUCUUGCCAGAUCUAGUUCACACGUAUAGUUUUGCCGCUUCAUUGACGUUAACGAUUCUAAUUAUUCAAUUGAUAGUGUUAUUAGCAAAUAUUCGUCGAAAUCUCUUACAAGCAUUUCGUGGCGAUGAUAGUGAAAUUCCGCGAAGACAACGAGCAAAUUAUCUGUCGUAUGCACUUGGUAAUUUUCAUUUUGCUGGUUAUUUCAUCGGUUUUUUGGUCUGGGGUUUUGCUAUCAUUGCUGUGUUUUCAACUAUUAUCAGUGCACUGAUUGGUACAUUACUAACCAUCGAUUCAGCUAUGGUCAUGGAGAUGAUUAUUACAGCCGUUACCCCUGGUUUAUUGAUAUUUUUGUUCAAAAAAUAUCUCAAUUUAUUUCUUGCACAAUAUGUUUUCUUACAAGACUUUGGCGAUGUGUUAGCAUUGGACAACCGUCGAUAUCUGAUGAUAUUUCUCUAUUUCAACUUCUUUCUCGAUGCAUUUCUCGGUCUGGUUUCAUCAAUUCUCCGUUUAAUAAUCAGCGUCGUCGGUGGAAUUAUCUAUAUGUGUCGAUUGGAUUACUCAACAUUGGGCCGUAAAUUAGAGUUCUUGGAUGGUGGUUUUAACGCAUAUUGUGGUUUUAUUCAUACGGAAUGUACACAUCGACAUCCGAUUAUGUUAGUGUUUGUUUCUCAUUUGUAUAGUGCAGUAAAAAAGAAAGAAUAUGUAGCGAUGCAUAGCGAUUCGGAUAUUCUUCCAAUUGAAGAAAAAGCCGUGCAACUGAGAAAAUCAUCACGAUAUAUUCGUAAAUGGAGAUUAGCUGCUUAUCUUGUUCGAAAUCCUGCCAUUGUGUUCUUUCGCAAAUCCUUUCUGAAAAAUUUAACUCUCGACGAUCUUCGAGCGAUCAACGAUCGUGACAAUGAUGAACAUAUCGAUACACAUCGACACGCAAUGUUCUACACACGACAAAUGGCUGCUCAAAGACCAAGCUUCGUCGAGGAUAUCGAUCCAAAACAAAUAGUGAUUCAACGGUUCUAA